Molecule: messenger RNA, 1630 nt
Organism: Boeremia exigua
Lineage: Eukaryota; Fungi; Ascomycota; Dothideomycetes; Pleosporales; Didymellaceae
Product: bystin
Exons: 2
Coding region: 39-1487 (482 amino acids)
Biological process (GO): rRNA processing
Cellular component (GO): preribosome, small subunit precursor; cytoplasm; nucleolus
Molecular function (GO): snoRNA binding
Source: RefSeq, a predicted model, not a curated record
ACGAAUUCCGACCACAACACCACAAAUAAUAUACCAACAUGCCGCGAGCACCGAAAUCUCCCGGCCCGCAGACCCAGCGCCACAACCCGCUCGCCGACGAGUACCUCCCCGCCGACCCGUACAAGAACAAGCCCAAGCGCACCAAGCGCACCAAGCCCGAGGAGCGCGAGCAGGGCUACGUCGACUCGAAGAGCUCGCGCAAAAUCCUGGACAUUGGCCGCGAGCUGGAGGAGGAAGAUGCGCGCGAGAACGCGACCGCGGCGCCCGCCGCCAACCCGGCCUUCGACUUCGACGCACGCCUGGCCGAGGACGACGAGCUCGAGCACGUGUCUGGCCAGUUCGACGACGAGGACGCCUGGGGCGAGGAGGAGGAGGUCGAGGAGGUCGAGCUCGACGCCAACGACCUCGCCGCGUGGAACAAGUUCAUCCCCACCGACGACAACCCCAUCCAGUGGCCCGGCGCCGAGGAGGCCCCCACAGGCCCCGGCACGGAUCUCGCUGCGCUGAUUCUCGAGAAAAUCGCGGCCCACGAGGGCGCCGCCGCUGCCGACGGCCCGCGCGACAUCAUGGGCGGCGGCGCGCCCGAGGACGCCGUCGAGCUGCCCGCCAAAGUCGUCGAGGUCUACAGCAAAGUCGGCCUGAUCCUGUCGCGCUACAAGGCCGGCAAGCUGCCCAAGCCCUUCAAGAUCCUCCCCUCGAUCCCCGCCUGGGAGACACUGCUCGCCAUCACGCGCCCGGAGAACUGGACCCCGAACUCCGUGUACGCCGCAACCCGCAUCUUCGUGUCGUCGAAACCCCAAAAUGCGCAGAUCUUCCUGUACACCGUGCUGCUCCCGGCCAUCCAGUCCGACAUCGCCGAGACCCAGAAGCUGAACAUCCACCUGUACAACUCCCUGAAGAAGGCGCUCUACAAGCCCUCCGCCUUCUUCAAGGGCAUCGUGUUCCCCCUGCUCACCGAGGGCCGCUGCUCCCAGCGCGAAGCCACAAUCGUCGCCUCCGUCGUCGCCAAGGUCUCGGUCCCCGUGCUGCACAGCGCCGCCGCACUGCACAGAUUGUGUGAAAUCGCCGCCGCGCAGAUGAGCGCCGACGUCGACGCGGCGGGGCCGUGUAACAUCUUCAUCAAGACGCUGCUGGAGAAGAAGUACGCGCUGCCGUACAAGGUCAUCGACGCGCUGGUGUUCCACUUCCUGCGCUUCCGCGUCGCCGGCGCAGCGGGCGGGAUGGACGUCGACGGCGAGCCCCUCGGCGGCGCCGCCAAGUUGCCGGUUAUCUGGCACCAGUGCCUGCUCGCGUUCGCGCAGCGCUACAGAAACGACGUCACUGAGGACCAGCGCGAGGCCCUGCUGGAUCUGCUGCUGUCGCGCGGGCACGCGGGCAUUAGUCCCGAGGUAAGAAGGGAGUUGCUGGCGGGGCGCGGGAGGGGGGUGGUUGCGGAGCCCGAGGCGGCGGUGGAUGUUGGGGGGGACGAUACGAUGGUUAUGGGGUAGAUGGCGUGGUGUGCAAGAGAAGGGGUGGUUCAAAAGGACCCUUGUAAAGGGAGAUGUAGGUCCAGACCGGGUUUGUCGUGCAUUGCUGGCGUUUAGAGGGAAAAGGGAUUUAUACCCGCCGUUCAAUUCAUUCAUUCUUCAAC